UAUUGUAUUUUUUUUGUUAGGGAUCAAUAUAAUAACAUCAGGUAAAGUAAAAACGUAUAUAAACUGGAUUGCAGGCGUUAACAUUACUCCAAAGCAGAACAUUGUUAUUAAAACUAAAAUAUGGAUGGACCAUCAGAAAGUGUUAGCUUAGUAUCUUAUAGAAAAAAAAACGGAAGAAUUUCAACUACAUUGUUAGCUGUUUCAGUUUCAUCUGUGUUAUCUGUCUCCUAUGGUUUUGUUUUAUGUUAUCUUAUUUAUUUAAAAGAGCCUUGGUAUAAAAACAUUUCAUUUUGUCUUGCUGCAUCAUUUGGCAGUAUACUCUCUGGAAUUUUUAUUGAUAAAAUUGGCAGAAAAUCAACUGCUCUUAUGAACUCAAUGAUCUCUCUUUUGGGUUAUGCAAUGCUGAUAUUUGCAGAGGUUCAAUUAGUCAGUUAUCUGCCUGGCUGCAUCAUAAGUUGUGUUGGAGUUGGCAUGACUUCUCUUGUUGUACCAGUCAAAUCAUGUCCAUAUUUGCCGACUAAAAAUCAAGACUGGCGUCGGGAGAGAUGUUUCACCCCAGCAGAGGCGGAGCGUUUUCAAAAGUUGGGCAGGGGAGGGGAAGCAUUCCAAUUUCGUCCCUCCUUCCUCCACAGUUUUAGGAACAGCCGUUGUGCAGUACUCAGUUCGCUUACUUUAGAGGUUUAUAUUGCUGAAGUAUCAACAGCUCGUUUACGCAGUAUAGUGGGUGCCAUAACUUAUUAUGCAAUAGUGUUUGGAAUAUUUUUAUUUUGGUUAAGUGUUAUUUUGACCCGUGAACCUAAUGUAAACAACCAACUUAUUAAUCGUGUUAUACAUCCUAUUAUAUGUAGUUUUAAGGAUCAUUAUAACUUAACUAACUUGAACAACCAACUUCAAGUUUGUAAUAUAUAUAAUUCAAAGAAUCAAUAUAAUUUAACCAUCCAUCAAUUUUAUGCUGUAGUUGGGUUUUUUCUGAGUCUGCUAAGCUUUUUAAUGAUUUUUAUGCCAGAAACGCCAUGGUGGCUUUUAGCUCAUAAUCAAAAAGAAAAAGCUUUAAAAAACCUGUUGUGGAUUCUUGGUAGUAAUUCUGAUGCAGAAGAUACAUGCAAUCAAAUUGAAAUAAAUUUAGCUCAUCGGCAUAUAGCAUCUGUUAACGAUUUUCGUACACCUGGAUUGUAUCGUCCUCUCUUAAUUGGAAUCUUGAUAAUUUUUAUUCAUAAGUUAAGUUUUAUUGCAUACAUUGGUGAUGUGUUUGAUUUUUUUUCAAAUAACUCUGGUUCUAGCAAUAAAAUGUUUAAAAUUUGCUUUAUAGUGCAGUUUAUAUUCGGACUAAUGGGGUGCUUCAUAGUUAACAGAUUUUCUCGCAGAUAUCUUCUUUUAUUUGGGAGUGGUAUUUUUUGUCUUAGUAGCAUUGGACUUUUAUCCCAUUGUCUAAGUAGUAAACAUUGCUCUCUCCAAAAUAUUGAUCAACGAUAUUGGUUAGCAUACCUCAUCAUAAGUGCAACAAUUUUUACCUUUACAUGGGGACCAUUACCAUGGAUUAUAGUUUCGGAGGUAAUACCGUCUCGUGCUUGUGGACUUCUUGGUGGUAUCAUAAAGGCAACUACUUGGCUAUUAACAAUUUUUAUUCAAGCACUUUAUGCAGGUCCUGCUUCAACUGAUGUAGUUGCGUAUCUUUGCUUUUCAACAGUUUUAUUUUUUCUCAGUAUACUUUUUGUUUACUAUAUUGUACCUGAAACGAAAAAUUUUACUUUAGAAGAAAUCGAACAUUACUAUAUUAUUAACCGUGGCUUUCGAAAUUAUUUGCUUUAAAAUUCACCAAUUGUUUGCUUGCCAUUUUCUCCACUAAACUAUAUAAAUGUUACAAGAAUGCUGGGUUUUGAAUAUGCACUUGGUUUUCUCUUUCACGAUUAUUGCAUAAUUUCUUAACUUUUUUUAAUUUAUACUUAUAUAACUGUAUGUUUAAAUUACUAUAAGUGUAUAAAUUUAAUAAAUAUGUUUUAAUAACUAUAAGUGUAUAAAUAAAGGUAUCUGUGGUAAAGGUACAGAUUGUGAAACAGGUACAAAAUACAUGUACCACUGCAAAUCCACUACAAAUUUUAUAUUUAAACUAUAACUGUUUAACUGAUGUUUUAUCAUAUUUUUGUAACGGUUUUUCAUAUACUUAAUAAAUAGUAUUCUUUAAAUAA
Hydra vulgaris (swiftwater hydra) is the source of this 2186-nucleotide messenger RNA. Its product is annotated as facilitated trehalose transporter Tret1. The record is from RefSeq and is a predicted model, not a curated record. Gene Ontology annotation, molecular function: transmembrane transporter activity. Gene Ontology annotation, biological process: transmembrane transport. Lineage: Eukaryota; Metazoa; Cnidaria; Hydrozoa; Anthoathecata; Hydridae. Gene Ontology annotation, cellular component: membrane.